Messenger RNA from Mesitornis unicolor (brown roatelo), 3143 nucleotides. RefSeq names its product heart development protein with EGF-like domains 1 (gene HEG1). NCBI's taxonomy places the organism in Eukaryota, Metazoa, Chordata, Aves, Mesitornithiformes, Mesitornithidae. Gene Ontology annotation, molecular function: calcium ion binding. The record is from RefSeq and is a predicted model, not a curated record. Gene Ontology annotation, biological process: heart development. The transcript is spliced from 18 exons. The annotation marks the transcript as partial.
UCAUUGAAAGCAGCCAUCAGGCAAGGAGAAGUUCAGACACUGAGAUAAGGACUUCUGGUGCCAUCGUGGGCAACAUGGAGCUGGUGACGAUGCUGGCCAGGAGCAGGGAGCGGGCAUCGCUGCCUGUCAGCCAUGGUGCAGUGCUGGCGGUGAGCGGGGUCAUGGGGCACACUGGUGGCCCCACCAGCACUACUGGAAGCCAUCACCAUGCUGUGGGCAGCCGGGAGAGAGGCAAGAGGGCUCUGGCUUCUCCCAGCACCCCUGCAGCUGCCGAGGGGACGACGCUGGUUUUGGCAGACAUCAGCACCAAUUUGACUGACAGGACAUUGGUUGGGCACUACAGGGCCUGGGACAAGGUGGGGUUUGACAGCGUGACAAGGACGGAGCUGCUGCCUUCAUCCGCAGAGACUCGUCACCCAGCAGCUGGGAGCAGCGUCACAGCUGCAGAAGACCCGAGGUCUGGUAUCCACAGGGCAGUGCCUGGCUCCAUGGCGCAGCCCCUGGCCUCAGCACCCUUCUUGGUGGCCCUGACGUGGGGACGCUUCCCUGGGCCCUCCACAGAGCACCAGCUCACUCCUCGCCCAGCUUCUGAAAGCACUGCUGCAGCCGUUGGAAGCAGCUACCAGCCGUCCCGCGUCUCGGCCAUGGAGAGGAGAGUUUCGGAUUUCCCCACCACCAGCAACUCCGUUUCCACAACAGCCACCAAAGCCUUUAGAAGCAAUUUUGAACCCAAGAGCAUCCCAGCCGCAGAAGAGGAGAUGCUGCACUUGGAUGUCCAUGGUGCUGACAUGCCCAGUGUGGCAGUGGGUGCAGCAGGGUCUCCUCCAAAUGGCCACUCAGCUGGCGUGACAAGGGGCUCUGCCACCAACACUGACCCCACCAGCUCUUUGGAGGUAACCUUCUCCUCCUUGGGGGCCAAAACACACCGUCCUAACAACUCACAGGAAACCACCAAGGAGCCUUUGCUCACAAGCUCCCUCUCCACCUCCAAAAGCACUUUCAGAGCUGUGGGCAGCAGCCAUCGCUCCCUAAGCAGUUCAACUGCCAAGGAAAGGAUGUUCGAUCCCAUCACUGAUCCUGCACAUCAUUCAUUCACAUCUGCUGGUGAUGGAGAGAGGACACUGCACUCGGUGACGGACAAGGCACUGUCCAGUGUCAUGGAGAGCUUUGCCUCCUAUGCCGAAACCAGCAGCUCUCCGGGGCCAGCUGAGCCAGCGUCGGUGGAGCAGAGCGGGACACCCAAUGUCUCCACCAGCAGCGGGGGCUUUGCGGCCUUUGCGACAGAGACGCUCUUUGCACAUUCUUCCAAGAUACCCACCACUUCUUUCCAAAAUGAUCUCACCAGCUUUUCAAGUACCCAUCAGCGAGUCAGUAGCGUUGAUGCUGAGAAAAGGACCUCAGUUUCUCAUACGGAUGGCACAUACAUUUCAACCACAUAUACCAGAGGAGGAGAAAGGACACUCCUGUCUAUCUCAAAUAGCAGCACCUCUGCUGACUCCUCAGAAAGUUCCACCUCUUUUUCUGAAAUUUCCAACCCUUAUGAUUCAUUGAAGUCUUCUGUGGCACAGGACAGGACGAGCAACGUAUCCAGUGAUGGCAGUUUUGUUGAACCAUCGACAGAGCCGUUGCUGGUACACUCUUCCAAACUGUUGCCUUCUGCUUCUGCAGGCAGCGUACAAAAUACAACUCUCUUCAACAGUGACUCUGAGUUGUUGACCACUGGCAGAUCAUCUGUAUCUUCAUCAGCAUUUCCAGCCUCUUCCUCAUCCAACGACAGUGAUCAAGCAAGCACCUCUGCAGCUACAACUGUGGUCAGGCGGGUGCCCUCCACAGCCACUGUGGCUGCAAGCUUGCCCAGAAGCACCAACAAGCACAAUGUCACGCAUCGGCCCCAAAGGAGCACCACCUUCACCUCCACCACGUCUCCACUCCCCACAGCACCCAUGGAGCAGCUUGGUGGACACAUCGUGUCCAUGUCCAUGUCUGCUCCUGUGACAGUAACUGAGACUGCCUCGCCGAGAGCUGCCACUGUCCAGCAGGGCAGCUUUGAGAAGGCAACGCCACUGCUCACCACGGCCAAUGUGGAUAAAUGCCUUUCCAACCCUUGUCCGGCACUGGCCACCUGCAACAGCACCCGUGGCUCCUAUACCUGUCAGUGUCCUCUCGGAUAUGAGCUGGAAAAAGGAAAGUGCAAUCUAGUAAGAAUAUUUAUCGGCCAGGUCCCCCUGAAACUUAAUAUUACCCAUGGAAAGUACACAGAGCUUCUCCACAUCGAGGGUGAAAUCCUGGCGAUGCUCGAUGCAUCGCUGUCAGGCUUGCCAGGGUACCACCGCUCAGCAGUUAAGGCAACCAGGGAGGCAAAUUUUGUGCAUGUUUCAGUGCAAUCCACGUUCUCUUUAGCAUCCAAUGUGACUUUCUACGACAUUGUCAGCAGUGUGAAAAGCUACAUUCGAGCUUGCAAAUCCCCCACUGACACCUGCCAGUUCAUCUCCAGCUUGAAACCACUCCACAGAGUUGGCAGCUUGUGCAAGCAGAAAGACCCUGAAUGCGACAAGGAAACUUCUGAAUGCACCGACUUUGAUGGGGUUGCACUCUGCCAGUGCAAAAGUGGGUACUUCAAAUACAACAAGAUGGACCACUCCUGCAGAGCCUGUGAAGACGGAUAUAAGCUGGAAAACGAGACCUGUGUGAGCUGCCCGUUUGGCUUAGGUGGAUUCAACUGUGGAAACCCAUAUCAGCUCAUCACGGUGGUGAUCGCGGCUGCAGGAGGGGGACUUCUGCUUAUCAUGGGCAUAGCACUGAUUGUCACCUGCUGUCGGAAGAAUAAAAAUGACAUAAGUAAACUCAUUUUCAAGAGUGGGGAUUUCCAGAUGUCACCAUAUGCUGAAUAUCCAAAGAACCCCCGGGCACAGGAGUGGGGCAGAGAAACCAUCGAGAUGCAGGAGAACGGAAGCACCAAGAACCUGUUGCAGAUGACAGAUGUGUAUUAUUCGCCAACUGGACUGAGAAAUCCUGAACUGGAAAGAAAUGGACUUUAUCCUCCCUACACUGGUUUGCCUGGAUCUCGUCACUCAUGCAUCUACCCUGGACAAUACAAUCCCUCCUUCAUUAGUGACGAAACCAGACGAAGAGACUAUUUUUAG